Messenger RNA from Artibeus jamaicensis (Jamaican fruit-eating bat), 1199 nucleotides. It is a transcript of the gene AADAC, whose product is annotated as arylacetamide deacetylase. Lineage: Eukaryota; Metazoa; Chordata; Mammalia; Chiroptera; Phyllostomidae. The record is from RefSeq and is a predicted model, not a curated record.
UACAAUACUUUUGUGCCAGUACUUUCAAUCAUUUCUCAGCUCAUAGAUGACCCUAAAGAUGUCAAAAUCAAACUUGAAACCCAGUCUUUCAUUUAUCGUGCCUUUCAGAUCCUUGAUAUAGAUAUACCAACAAAUCAAGAAUAUUCACGUUUUCUACUUCUGUUCAGAUCAGGCAUUGUCACAUGGGGUGAAUGUUUUCUAGUGGGUGGAUCACUGGAGAGGGUCAUGCUUUCCCACCAACAUAUACCUGUGGAAUCAAGUCAUCUUAGGUUUGUUCAUUGGAGUUCCUUGUUCCCUGGGAGAUUUAUAAAAGGACAUGUUUAUAAUAAUCCAAGUUAUGGUAGUUCCUAGGUAUCUAAAAAAAUCUAGUUUCCUAAAUUUGAGAGCAUCCCCUUAUUGGAUGAUGACAACAAGUUGCAUAGUUUAUCUCGGACUCAUGUCAUGACCUGCCAGUGUGAUGUCUUAAGAGACAAUGGACUCAUGUCUGUCGCCUGACUUUGAAAGGCUGGCAUUCCACCAUGGCAUUCCGUGGUGACCCACUACCACACUGAGGAUAAGUUCCAUGGAUCAUUUCUCCUUUCAGAAUUUAAAAUUAGUCACAGGAUGGCAAAUCAGUAUAUAAGUUGGCUAAGUGAAAAUCUAUAGCAAAAUAUGUAUCGAUAUAUUUUAUAAACAAAGUAGAUCUCAAGACAUCAGAAAAUCUAGAUGUUAGAAAUUUUGCCUUUCUUGGAAUGGUUUGUAUAAGAGGGUUUAUAUUAAACGCAGUGAACAUGUAGGCUCGAUCUGUGGUUGCAAAUUAGACAUCCCUGUAAUGUACACAAAAAAAAGUCUGUGUUGAUGUCUUUGAAAUAAACUCUUAGGUUCAUACAAACCUGGUACUUGCUGUUGUUCCACCUGCUUCUUCUUCAUGGGUGACAGGCAAUGAAGCUAAUGUGAACGUUUGCAAACAAAUGUCUUAUUGACCAGAGAGCUGACUACUCAAAUAUCAACCAUGGCAUUGUGACAUUUAAUACAUAUUCUCUUUGACAAUUAAAGUCAUGGGGCGGGGCACAAACAAAUAAGAAGAAUGGGCCAGAGAGUUAAUUUAUUGACAUUUGGGAACUAACGUUCUGAGAAUUUCAUUAUAUCUUGUUAAGAAAUGAUAACAUUUUCACACCAGUUUAAUUUUUUUGCAAGAUUUAAUGGCAGUAAUGCUAUUU